Messenger RNA from Malus domestica (apple), 1898 nucleotides. RefSeq lists its product as uncharacterized. The record is from RefSeq and is a predicted model, not a curated record. NCBI's taxonomy places the organism in Eukaryota, Viridiplantae, Streptophyta, Magnoliopsida, Rosales, Rosaceae.
UCAACAAAGCCAACCUUUUCAUUUCCAAACCAUACAUGGCAGACAAAAAGCAUCCACAAUCAUUUCACUUUCGGCUCCCUUGGCGUACUCGUGGUUCUCAAGUAGAACCCGACCCACGUCCAGUGGCUAAAACCCAAAACCCUGCCCAGACCACCACCUCAAUCCCUGUUGAGCGACCACCAUUUCGGCCUGCAGGGAAAGCCCCUGUGAAAGCCUCUCCUUCCCAAGCUCAGGCACCGUCAAGGAAUGAACCUCCACCACCAUCACCAUCUCGUUCUCCCACCGAGUCCCAAAAUUCUACUAGUGGAACAACUCAAACUCGGGUUGAAGUUGAAUCCUCUCCAUCCUCACCAUCCUCACCAUCUCGCCCUGCCACCGAGUCCCAAAAUUCUUCUAGUCGAACAACUCAAACUCGGGUUGAAGUUGAAUCCUCUCCACCCUCACCGUCUCAUGCUGCCACUGAGUCCCGAAAAGCUUCUAGUGCAACAGCUCAGACUCGGGUUGAAUCCUUUCGAUCCUCACCAUCUCCCAUAGCUUCUCAACCCCAAGCAGCAUCACAAGAAUCCCCUAAAGCGCAUUCGCAGCCCCACACUCAAGAGAACUCUCAGCUUCCUUCCUUCUCUGCUGAAUCUCCAUCACCUGCCACUCAACCAGAACCAAAGGAACCAUAUGCAGCAAUCAGCACAUCCGAAACUAUUUUCAAAGCUCAGAAUAAUACUCCAACCACCGUUCAAACUCAUGCAGCUUCCGCAGAAGCUGUGGAAACCGUUGCUUCACCCAAGAAGGUAGAUCCUGAUACCAUUGGCGGAGAUCAAAAGCACCAUCCCGAAUCAGAGACAGAGUCGAAAGAGCAUAAAGAAAGGGAGAAAGUACUGCUAGUGAUAAAAGAAGAAAAGGCAAACGAUCCAGACUAUAAAGAACUGAUGCAGGAAACAGCCACUCAACUUCAUGCUGCAGUAACAGGCUUCGGAAAGCACACCAAAGACCUACUUGAAGUUGCAUCGCAAGCAGAGCAGCGGCACAGUAAGGAAGAAGCUUUUGACAGAAAGGAGACAUUAGCCAGCUCCAGCUCCAGUUCGAAACUGACCAAAGCUCCAGAAGACACAAGCACCCCAAGGAUAUCUAUUCAGAAGAUGGUUUCAUCAACCGUGAAGCAAGCUCCCCUGCAUAGAGAAAUCAGGGAAAAUGCUUUGAAACUUAAUAAGCUGGCCAUUGAGGACCAAAUGCAUGAAAAACCAGUUAGCAUUGUAACUGUAGCUGGUGAAAACAGAGGAGCAUCAAUGCACAUUAGCUCAGAACCGGAAAAAGGAGGAGAAUUCAUGCCCAUACACCGCAGUUAUAAGACCAAUCCAGAUGACAGCCUGGAGGCUACUACUGAUGGAGAGGUAAGCAGCGAGGGGGAAAAAUUCGAUCAAACAAGUAAAGAAGAUCGACAUAUGAUAGCAUAUAUCAACAACAAUGUACAGAGCAUCAAUAAUGCUAUCGUUCUCAAUACUUCCGUGGCCGAAAGGAAUCCAGGUGUUCAGACGGUUUUUUCUCAUAGCCCAGCAGAAUCAAUCAAGCCAAAUGGUAAAUCAGAUCCCCUCAAAACACACAAGGCUCAAAUAACAAAAACACCGUCUGAGAAGCUUACUCACGAAUCCACUGUGAGACGGAGGUGCCUUCGAGGGCUCUUCAUGGAACCAAGUGAUUCAGACCCGGAUAAUCCUGAAAAGCCUCGGCGUCAUGGCUGCCGCUAUAGUUGCGGAAUGAAUAGAGAAGAUACCAAUACUGGGAUUCUCUGAUGAAGAUCUGCCAGCAGAGAUGUAAGAAAAAUAUAUAGCACGCAUAACUGUAACCGUCUGUGUACAAAAGGAGAAUAGGAAAUUAAUACGAAGCAUGUACAAAAUUCUGCAAAA